This is a messenger RNA of Nerophis lumbriciformis (worm pipefish), 1032 nucleotides long. The record is from RefSeq and is a predicted model, not a curated record. Lineage: Eukaryota; Metazoa; Chordata; Actinopteri; Syngnathiformes; Syngnathidae.
AUGACAGAGGUUAGAUGUCAGCCGUGGGGGAAUUUGCCCAGCAAGGUGGAUCUGUGGACGCUCCAGUCAUCUCAAGUGAAAGUGGAAAUCCUUACACUUGGUGCCAUUAUAAGGUCUAUUUAUAGCAAGGGGAAAGAUGGUCAGAUGGACGAUGUAGUCUUGGGAUAUGAUGACCUGGAAGGUUAUGUGUUGGACAAGCGGUACUUUGGAGCUGUCGUGGGCCGUGUAGCAAACAGGAUUGCUCAAGGAUGUUUUGUAGUAGAUGGGAAAACAUACCGAUUAGAAAUAAACAAUGGCCCUAAUGCUCUGCAUGGAGGUUCACGUGGCUUCAAUAAGGCUAUUUGGAUUGCGACCGCAGUUGAAUGUGGUGUGAAAAUGUGUCUUACCAGUCCAGAUGGAGACCAGGGCUAUCCUGGAGAGAUGCAGGUCUCUGUUACCUAUACAUUGCAGGAGGGAACACUGACUGCAGAGUAUCAAGCUCAGUCCACUAAAACAACACCAAUCAACCUCACUAACCACUCCUAUUUCAACCUUGGUGGACAGGCUGCAGAUAAUAUCUAUGACCAUGAAGUGUCCAUCAAUGCUAAUUCAUACUUGCCAGUGGAUGACACAUCUAUACCCACAGGAGAAAUCAAAGCAGUCGAUGGCUCACCCUUUGACCUCAGGCAGCCGGUUCUGAUUGGCCCUCAAUUAAAAAAAGUUCCAGGUUCUGGAUUUGACCACAACUUUUGUCUGUCAUCACCUGGAGACCCAUGGACUGAGAAAACUGCUGCCAGGAUUUACCACCCUGGCAGCGGUCGCAUUCUAGAGGUUUCAACUAGCCAACCAGGAGUCCAGUUCUACACAGCUAAUGUCUUAGAUGGCUCAAUAAUAGGGAAAGGUGGAGUUAAAUAUGGGAAGCACUGCGCCUUCUGUUUGGAGACUCAGAAUUGGCCUGAUGCUGUCAACCAGGCUUCAUUUCCUGACUGCCUUCUCCAUCCUGACGAGGAAUAUCGACAUCUGACUCGAUUCACAUUCACUUAUGCGGAUUGA